Nycticebus coucang (slow loris) is the source of this 4820-nucleotide messenger RNA. It is a transcript of the gene PRRC1, whose product is annotated as proline rich coiled-coil 1. Bases 145 to 1470 code for a protein of 441 amino acids. The transcript is spliced from 9 exons. Gene Ontology annotation, cellular component: cytoplasm. NCBI's taxonomy places the organism in Eukaryota, Metazoa, Chordata, Mammalia, Primates, Lorisidae. Gene Ontology annotation, molecular function: protein kinase A regulatory subunit binding. The record is from RefSeq and is a predicted model, not a curated record. Gene Ontology annotation, biological process: activation of protein kinase A activity.
GGCGGGGUAUCACGGAGGUGAGCUCUUUACUACAUCUUCCUUGUCUCCUCCGAGCCAACCGUAGUUCUAAGCCCCGACCUCCCCCACUUUUCACCUACAGCGCCGGCCUCUCCGGGUACCGCAGUAUACCAUAAUUGAAGAAAAAUGAUGGAAGAGAGUGGAAUAGAGACAACACCACCUGGGACUCCUCCACCAAAUCUCGCAGGACCGGCCGCCGCGGCUGCCAUGGCCUCCACCCCCCUGCCGUUAGCUGCGACCACUUCUUUUUCUUCUCCAAAUGUGUCCUCUGUGGAGUCCUUGCCACCGCAGGCGUAUUCGACUCCGCAGCCGUCCCUUCCUCCUGGGGGACCGUUUGCAGCUCCUGCUCCAGCUCCUUCUGUUCCACCCCUCGUGACGUCCGUAGCGCCUCCUGUUUCUCCACCAGCUGCAGCUGCCCUCAGCAAUCCUCCUUUAUUCCACUUGCCACCUUCAACUUCUGCCCCAAGUGCUCUUUUAUCUGCGCCACCUUCCGGUCCUCCUAUAUCAGGAUUUUCUGUCGGUUCAAAUUAUGACAUUACAAGGGGACAUGCAGGAAGAGCUCCCCAGACACCUCUGAUGCCAUCCUUUUCUGCACCUUCAGGAGCAGGUAUUUUGCCACCUCCCAUUACUCAGCAAGCUGGUUUGACAUCUCUGGCACAGGGGACUGGAACCACAUCUGCCAUUACAUUCCCCGAGGAGCAGGAAGAUCCUCGGAUUAGUAGAGGUCCAGAUGAAGCCUCCGCUGGUGGAAUCUGGGGUUUUAUUAAGGGUGUAGCUGGGAAUCCUAUGGUGAAAUCUGUGCUUGAUAAGACAAAACAUUCAGUAGAAAGCAUGAUCACAACGCUGGACCCUGGCAUGGCUCCCUACAUCAAAUCUGGAGGUGAAUUAGAUAUUGUAGUGACUUCAAAUAAAGAAGUAAAAGUUGCUGCCGUCCGCGAUGCCUUCCAGGAGGUCUUUGGUUUAGCUAUGGUUGUAGGCGAAGCUGGACAGUCCAAUAUUGCCCCACAGCCAGUGGGCUAUGCGGCUGGAUUAAAAGGUGCCCAGGAACGGAUAGAUAGCUUGCGUAGAUCCGGAGUGAUCCAUGAAAAACAGACAGCUGUGUCGGUAGAAAACUUCAUUGCAGAAUUACUACCUGACAAAUGGUUUGACAUUGGUUGUUUGGUGGUUGAGGAUCCCGUCCAUGGCAUUCAUCUAGAAACAUUUACACAAGCCACACCAGUACCUUUGGAAUUUGUACAACAGGCUCAAAGUCUAACUCCCCAGGACUACAAUCUGAGGUGGUCAGGCCUUUUGGUGACAGUGGGCGAAGUCUUGGAAAAGAGUUUACUGAACGUCAGCCGGACUGAUUGGCAUGUGGCCUUCACCGGCAUGUCACGCCGGCAGAUGAUCUACAGUGCAGCCAAGGCAGUCGCAGGCAUGUACAAACAGCGCCUGCCGCCCAGGACCGCGUGAGGGAAGGCUGGUCCAGGACCCGGAGACCUCCCCUCACUUUUAGCUUGAUGUUAAAUAAGAGGAUGUACCUUCUUAAAUUGAAUAGCUUUAGAGAAGCCAGCAACUUUUAUAAUUUUCAUGUAGGCUGCAAUUUUUCUUUUUCUAGAAAGGCAUGAUGUCAUUCAACAGAUGAAAAGAAAUCCUUUUUAUAAUAAUCUUAUUUCAAAUAUCAUAGUUCUCAAAAAAGAAAAUAUACAAAUACAUUUAUAGCACAAUUUAAUACAUUAAAUUUAUAAGAUGGAAAUUCAUGGGCAGAGACAUUAACUUAAUGAUACAUUCUUGAUUAUUUUGCUUUUUUAAAGACCUAGUUAAAGGGUCUGUUUAUUGAGUAUUCAUUCUCUAAAUGGAUUAUUUCUUCUUGCUUAAUUUUGUUCCUGUUAAUCUUUGAAACUUCUGUAUGUGCAUGUGAUCUCAGGUCUAAAUGCUGAGCAGUGCGCCCGACAGUUUACCCCAAGACCCCUACUUGUAUGGAGAUGUCACACAUUUCUAUGUGUGUUUUAACAAAAUGGGCCAAAUGAACCAAUUGAUCAUUUUCUCUUUUGGUCAUUGUGUGCACUAUACAUACCAUCUGGAAAAUUAAACUUUUUUUUUUUUUUUUUUUUUCAAAAUUUUUGGCAUUUCACAAAUUUGUACUAUAAACGUUGGGGUGAUAUGUUUUAUUUUUUCAUUGUUUUGUGACAGCAAAGGGGCAAAUGAGUCAAGUAUAUUUUAAAUCAGAAUUACUUGUGUUAUUUUUAUAUAGUACUCUUUGGUACUUGGAAGAAUAAAUUUUGACAACAGCCACUGUUUCUGCUUCUACUCCUAUCUCUAAACUGUGGUAGAGAAAUUUUUGCGAGGGCGUUAUUUUGUUGCUUAUGGGAUGGAAUACAUCUCAUUUUAAUUAAAGUUCCUCCUUUGUCUGCCUUAAACAUUGCUUUUCUAACUUUGUGCCCUUCUGCCUUUCCUUUUAUGGACGUUUUCAGAGAAACUAUUUUAUAUCCAGUCUGGUUUAUUUAGUUAUGUUUGUAUUUAGUGAAAGCUUUCUCCCCUUCAAAUAAUAUAUUUUACCAUUUUUAGAUUUAUAUGAAUCAGAAUUAAAUGUUUUUUUUCCUAUAUUGUUGAACUUUAUACGAGCAAGUUGAGAUAACUUUUUGAAGAUCAUUUCUCAUAUAAAUAUAAUUUAAUUUUUAUUUACUCUUCAGUACUUUAGAUAUAGAAGAAUUAGUAUACUCUCUGGCAGUUUUAUAAAAGGUUUUGAAGCUCUUAUCCUACACUAUCUCUAUACAUAAGGUUUGCUUUGUAUUAAUGUUAUUUCAGGUAAUUAUGUGGAUUUUUUCUAUUUUUACCUGAGGACGAGAAUUAAAUAUUAAUUUUGAAACUAUGAUCUGUGUUAAUUUCCAAGCCCUGUGUAAGACUGUAUAGUGAAAUUCAGACUUUGUCAUCAUUAGAAGGAAUGAGAAACAGAGAAGAGAUGUGACAAGUCGCACUAUGGUGCAGGGUCACAGGGACAGAACACUCUUUUUCCCCCUUCUUCAUAAGCAAAGAUAAGCCUUUUUCUACCAUUUACCCUUAUCUUUUAUUUUAAAAAGCUGUCCCUUUCAAAUAGUAUUUUAUCAUUGCACUGGCCUGAUGACAAAAACACAGGAUUUCAUCACCUACUGAAGGAAAGUAUGCCUGUACUGAAAUGUUUUCUUCUGCCUACGUCCUGUAAUAGGGAAAUUUUACGUAUCCUGAAAAUAAGUCUGAGUUUUUCUUUUUAUUUUACUAUAUCUCAGAUAGCUUUCUUGAUGUUUCUGCGGGUUGGUCUAACAGAAUCACAAACAUUGAUGUCUGUCUCCUUAGAUGACAGUUUUCCCCCAAAUCCCCAAAUAGCAAUGGCAGUUAUUCCACGGCUCUGGUGAAGCCAAAUAAUUUUUCUGCACCUGAUGACCUGUUAAGCCUCCUGUUCUUUGGAACAGUGUGAGUCUGUGAGGAGGAUUAGAGAAGGGCAGAUGGAAGAGAGAAAUACAUGAUCUGGCCUGGUCUUUUCUGAUUCCUUUUUUGGCCCAGGGUUCUCUUUGAAAGGCUGCAGAGCGUGACUGACUCCACAUGCUCAGCUCACCCAACUCUUGUUGCUUACUCCUUAGUGUUCUCUGCUGUACAGGGGCGAGGAAAGUCAACCCCGUCUCUACAACACCAGGGCAACUUAGCCAGGCCAUCUUAGCGGUGGGGUUUAGGCAUAAGGUACGCUGGGCAUCAAAGGCCGCACUUCCCUUUCCUAGUCAUCCAGUCCCUGGGUUUUUCUUCCUGCCCACUUUCUUGUAACUUCCACACUAGCCUUUGGGGAGGGUGGUGAUGGCAGGGGCACUAUUUGCUUUUGGCUUCCCUUCAGCUUCUCGGGAAAACCCAUUUUCAGCAUGGUUUCUCACCACUGUUGUGGUUGUUUUGUGACAUUUGUUUUUUUCCUGAAGAUUUCCAGGUUAUUGAAGGUGCUCAAAUUAUUCUGUUCAAAAUCCUUCUAUCUUUUAAUCUUGCUUUUUGAGAUGGAGUCUCGCUGUGUUUCACGGGCUGGAGUACAGUGGUGUGGUCACAGCUCACUGCAGCCUGAAUCUCCUGGGCUCAAGUGAUCUUUGCUAAUCAGCCUCCUGAGUAGCUAGGAUGACAGGUGUGUACCAUAUGCCCGCUAGUUCUUUUUUUGUAGAGACGGGGUCUCUUACUAUGUUGCCUAGGCUAGUCUCAAAUGCCUGGCCUCAAGCAGUCCUCUCACCUGGGCCUUCCACAGUGCCGCCUCUGUAGGCAUGAGCCACUGUGCCUGUCCAGGGUCCUUACAUUAAGAUUUUGAGGUAACCCCAGACCUAAGUUGUGCCAGUCUUGGGAAGCUGGAAAAGCUUUAGGCAAUCCUAGGAGGUUCCUCUGCCUAGUCUCCUGUCUUUACUAUUUUCCCAUUCUCUGUUCUUUCUCUUAAGGGUUAGUUAAGUAAAAAAUUGAGAUAAAUGAAUAUGGACAAAGUGAUAGUGUAUGUGAGAGUACACAUGAAAAUAUCACAUGUAUCCAAAAAUACGCAAAUUAGUAGCUACUCAGGGUCAGCUAAAGUACUUUCAUAUGCUGUUGAAUUUAUUCUGUUCCUUGCCUAGAAAAAGAUUAUACACAGGACUUUGUGAUUUCUGAAACCAAAUUUAUAAUAUUCUGUUCUAAACGUUGUUGGGUUAUAUAUACAUUAUUAAGAAGUAGGGUUUUUUACUCCCAGGAUAUGGGAUUCAUUUUAUGAUAUUCUGCAGGAUCUGAUGUAUUGAAUAAGAUCAAUUUUGUAAGUAUGUAAAUAUUUCACAAAUAAAUAAUACUUUGUCUUAAUU